AAAAUCUAUUCUCUCUCUCCUUUUUGUGGUUUGUGUUUCGACCAACUCAUUCGCAAACCCUAGCUCUCUUUCCAACUUUCUCUGAGAUCUAAUUGCUUAACAAAUCCAAAAUCUUUUAACAAUGGGUUCACGAAAGAGCGACUUCGGCGAUGGAGCUAGCCCCGGAAAAAUCUUCAUUGGAGGUCUAGCGAAAGAGACUACUUUAGAACAAUUUGUGAAGUACUUUGAGAAGUAUGGGGAAAUAAUAGACUCGGUGAUUAUGAAGGACAGGCAUACUGGUAGACCUAGAGGUUUUGGGUUCAUAACUUACUCUGAUCCCACUGUCGUUGACAAUGUUAUUGCUGAAACCCAUAUUAUCAAUGACAAACAAGUUGAGAUUAAAAGAACCAUUCCGAAAGGAUCUGCUGAAUCGAAGGACUUCAAGACUAAGAAGAUUUUUGUUGGUGGCAUUCCUACUUCUAUGAAUGAAGACGAAUUCAAGGGCUUCUUCUCCAAGUAUGGGAAGGUGGUUGAUUGCGAGAUCAUAAGGGACCAUGUGUCUAAGCGGUCUCGAGGGUUUGGAUUUAUCGUGUUCGACAAUGAGCAAGUAGUUGAUAAUGUGCUGUCCGAGGGAAAUAUGAUUGAUAUGUUGGGUACCCAGGUUGAGAUCAAGAAGGCAGAACCUAAGAAACCCUCAAACCCAGCAUCAUCUGGUCAUGGCUAUGGUAGUGAGUCUAGGGGACGUGGAUACAGUGAUAGUUACGGAGGCUUUGGCAAUUCAUACAGCAGUUUUGGCAGUGGCGGUUUUGGCCCUGCUUCUUAUAGGUCUUCUGGAGGUAUGGGUGGUAGGUUUGGUGACUAUGGAUAUGGUGGUGGUGAAUAUGGUGGUAGAUAUGGAGACUUUGGCGGUGGUGAAUUUGGUGGUUACCGUGGAGAUCCCUCACUCGGCUAUUCUAGUCGCUAUGGCUCUUAUGCUGGUGGGUUUGGUGGAGGUGCUGGUGGAUAUGGUGGCAGUGGACUAAUGGCAUAUGGCCGUGGAGCUAGUUAUGGGGGUUAUGGUGGGGCUGGCUCGGGUGCUGGUUAUGAUUCUGGCCCUGGCGCUGGUUAUGGUGGACCAGGAGGUUUAUACGGAAGUAGGGCAGGCUAUAGUGGCAGCGGCCGUUACCAUCCCUAUGCCAGGUAGAUUAUCUUAAGCAUUUCCUAGGAGUUGCAUUCAGGCUCUUGGUAAUGAUCUUUGGCUCAGAGUUGAGUAGAUAUGGGAUCGCUAGCAAGCAGACAACAUCUAGAAGAUUGGCAGAACCCUAGUUUGUUCCUACUUACUAUUGUGGGACCUGAGACCCAUAGUUAAAUCUCAUGAUUUGUCUUAGUUUAGAGAUUUUCUUCUUUAUGAACUAUGAAUUAGCUAGAACCUUCUCUUUUGGAGUUCUUUUAUGUAUCUUUUGUAAGUUUGGUUUCUUUAGAUGUUUGUUACUCAGGCUCGUAUUUUUAUUUAGUGAGUUCAUCUUUCUGGUCUUGACAAGGUAGACUCUGA
Messenger RNA from Nicotiana tabacum (common tobacco), 1510 nucleotides. Its product is annotated as heterogeneous nuclear ribonucleoprotein 1. Gene Ontology annotation, molecular function: RNA binding. The record is from RefSeq and is a predicted model, not a curated record. Gene Ontology annotation, biological process: regulation of gene expression. Gene Ontology annotation, cellular component: chromatin; nucleoplasm. Lineage: Eukaryota; Viridiplantae; Streptophyta; Magnoliopsida; Solanales; Solanaceae.